AUGACAGGAAGAAAGAUGAGUAGCUCUGAUGCUCCUCCGUCUCAUAACGUCUUCGUUUACGGCAGUAUUCUUGAACCCGCCGUCGCCGCCGUGAUCCUUGACCGCUCCGCCGAUACCGUUCCCGCCCUUCUUCAUGGCUACCACAGGUAUAAACUCAAAGAUCGUUCGUAUCCAUGUAUUGUCCCGUUUGAGUCGGGAAAAGUCAACGGAUUGGUAAUAACGGGAGUAACCGAUGCUGAGCUAAACAACUUUGAUGUCAUUGAAGGUAUUUAUUAUGAGAGAGUCACAGUUGAAGUUGUAAGGACGGACAAUUCAGAGAAGAUGAAAGUGGAAACUUAUGUUUGGAUCAAUAAAGAUGAUCCUACCAUGUAUGGAGAAUGGGACUUCGAGGAAUGGAGAGUGAUUCAUGCGGAUAAAUUCGUGGAAACGUUUAAGAAUGUGUUGGAAUGGAACAAGAAUCCAAAUGGGAUGAGAAGAGAGGAUGUUGCACAAUCAUUUGAUCUGGAUUCAAAUCCGGAUACGCUACAGCAUAAUACCAUUUUAUCGGGUCACUCCAAAAACGAUGAUGUUCACAUGUUAAAGAUAAAGAAGAAGAAAAAAAAGAUCCAGUGUCAUUAUCAAAAUAAGGAAGACGGAUUCAAGGAAAGUAGGCUACGGUACUCAUGCGAGAUUAUAAACAGAGCACUACUACUAAGUACUAACUCAUCUCUCUCUCCUCAAUUUCAGAGGAAGACGAUGACUACUUCUGAUCAAUCCCCGUCGCACAACGUCUUCGUCUACGGCAGUUUCCAGGAACCAGCCGUCGUCGGUUUGAUCCUCGAAUGCACUCCGGUCAUCAUCCCCGCCAAACUACACGGCUUUCAUCUGUAUCGACUCAAAGGACGUUUGCAUCCUUGUAUUGCUCCUUCUGAGAACGGAGUAAUCAACGGCAAGAUACUAACUGGAUUAACAGAUGCUCAGCUUGAGAAUUUGGAUAUGAUUGAAGGAGAUGAAUACGUGAGGACGACCGUUGAGGUUGUAUUGACUGACACUUCCGAGAAGAUGCAAGUGGAAGCUUUCGUAUGGGCCAACAAGGAUGAUCCUGACAUGUAUGGAGAAUGGGAUUUCGAGGAAUGGAAACGGCUUCACAUGGAGAAAUUCAUAGAGGCGUCGAAGCAGUUCAUCGAGUGGAAGAAGAAUCCUAAUGGGAGAACAAGGGAAGAGUUUGCCAAAUUUGUAAACGAAGAUCCUCCUGCUGCUUGAAGAACUUUGUCUGCUUUCUAUCUAUUUUUACUCCAAAUAAAAAGGGUCUUUAACUUGAGAGGAAAUAAUAAGAGGGCUUUGUGAGUUAGCUACACGAAGAAGAGUUUGUAUGUGUAUUGUCUACUACGAACAUUAUUGAGUUGUAACUUGUAUGUGUAUAUAAUUCCUAAUCUCUUUGAGGCUAUUAAUUAGAAGUAUUAUGUUGUUUUAUUAAGGGUGGUCAUUAUUAUUCAGACAAAAUCUUAUCUAAAUUCCAAAAAAAGUCAUAAUGCAUUGAAAAUGCUACUGCUUUGGACUUUGACUGAUAGAUUGGUGUCUAAAAAGUAGGCCCG
Messenger RNA from Thlaspi arvense, 1574 nucleotides. Lineage: Eukaryota; Viridiplantae; Streptophyta; Magnoliopsida; Brassicales; Brassicaceae. The record is from the annotation of a GenBank genome assembly.